Molecule: messenger RNA, 2381 nt
Organism: Harpegnathos saltator (Jerdon's jumping ant)
Lineage: Eukaryota; Metazoa; Arthropoda; Insecta; Hymenoptera; Formicidae
Gene: Pur-alpha
Product: Purine-rich binding protein-alpha
Exons: 8
Coding region: 1100-2185 (361 amino acids)
Biological process (GO): regulation of transcription by RNA polymerase II
Cellular component (GO): nucleus
Molecular function (GO): purine-rich negative regulatory element binding; DNA-binding transcription factor activity, RNA polymerase II-specific; RNA polymerase II transcription regulatory region sequence-specific DNA binding
Source: RefSeq, a predicted model, not a curated record
ACGUCGUGCACAAGAGCGGACACGAGCAGUGCUGUGACAAUUUUAUAUAUAUGUUACCCGCUCGCUACAUUCGGUGAAGGCUGCAGGUCACAUAUGUACGCAUACGUACGUAUACAUACGUGAUACGUAUGCGCUGUGCGCGCAUAAAACGGUGUAGGGACAUAUACGCACGCGAUAGACGUACACGCGCGCGUGUGCACUCUUUCUUUCUCUUUCUUCCUUUCUGUCCGUCUUCCUUCACGUCUCUCUCCGCGCUUACUCCUGGCUCACUCGCUCUCACUCUCUCUCUCUCUCUCUCUCUCUCUUUCUCUCUCUCUCUUUCUCUCUCUCUGCCGCGCCACGGAGCAGAGGGAGGCGGCGGGUUCGGUGAGGAGGUAGUGGAGCGAGUGCGAAAGACGAGUGAACGUGAGCGAGUGCGAGCGAGCGAGCGCAAGUCGGGAAGCAGAGCGCGAGCGUGAGCGGUAGAGCGGCGGCGAGUGUGUGUCGGCAUAGAGCGAGCGAGCGAGCGAGCGAGCUAGGCGAGAGUGCGUGCGGUGGUGGUGGUGUGACGACUGGUGCCGUGGACGGACGGACGGACGGGUCGGUCGGUCGGUCGGUCGGUCGGCGGUCGGUCUGUGGUGUGUGGAAGGACGAAGGAAGGAAGGAAGGAAGAAAAACGGGAAGGAAGUGUGCAAAAUUCGCAAGUGCGCGCGUGCCGGCGGCGGUGAGAGAGAGAGAAGAGGAAUACGUUGGGGAUUUGUGUGAGGGCAUAGCUCGCUGGUGGCGAUUCGAAAAAGGGAGAUUAUCGUCGUCGCCGCCGUUGUCUCGAAAGAGUCUCGCGCGCGCCUUCACGGACCAGUGUGUCGUUGGGAUCUCUAUCUGUCUCGUUCUUUUUUCCGUGUUCACACAUACACACACACACACAUACACACACACACAUAUAUACACGCAUCCAUACAUACCACACAUUCUCUCUGUCUCCCUUUAUCUCUCUCUCUCUCUUUCUCUCUCUCCCCCUCACUCUCCGAUCGCCGGGGGGCCUGCCGCCGCGAGGACGUCGAAGGAACGACGACGUGUGGAAGUUUAACCGGGAGAAGAGGAGCGUUUCGUGAGGAGCACAAUGUCCGACCGAGAGAGCCUGGACGAUCAACCACAAAAAUAUGGAAACCCAAGCGGUAUGGAUGCUGGAGGUGCUGAUUUUGAUUCUGGUCAGCAAGGCCAGCAGAGCGAGCAGGAACUGGCGACGAAAAUGUUGCAAAUUCAAAGCAAAAGAUUCUAUCUUGACGUAAAACAAAACAGGCGUGGGAGGUUUAUCAAAGUCGCUGAGAUUGGAGCAGAUGGAAGAAGAAGCCAAAUUUAUCUGGCACUUAGUACAGCGUCCGAAUUUCGGAAACAUUUAUCGACAUUUAGCGACUUUUACGCAUCUCUAGGUCCACCAAAUCCGGAAAACGUACCAGACGACGGAAAGCUCAAGUCAGAGAUGAUGGUGAAGGAUAAUAGGCGGUAUUACUUGGACCUCAAGGAGAAUUCUCGCGGCCGUUUCCUGCGGGUGAGUCACCCUGUGUCGCAGACGAUAACACGGGGAGGUCCCAGGACACAGAUUGCGAUACCAGCGCAAGGUAUGAUAGAAUUUCGCGACGCGUUAACGGAUCUUCUCGAAGAAUUCGGGACGGAUGACGGUGGCUUUAAAGGUGACUUGCCAGAAGGCCGUUAUAUGCGCGUGGAUAGCAAGAAUUUCUAUUUUGAUAUCGGUCAAAACAAUCGUGGCAUCUACAUGAGAAUUUCUGAGGUGAAAACAAACUUCAGGACAGCCAUCACUGUGCCGGAAAAGUCCUGGGCCCGUUUCCGUGAUAUCUUCGCAGAUUAUUGUGAAAAAAUGAAGGAAGGCGGUGCUGGGGGCAUUAGCAGCUCCACCGCCGGCGGUGGGAACGUAUUGUCCGAGGGGAAGGGUUCGAUGGUGGCACAGGUUGUGCGGCCAAAACCCAUCAAUGGCAAAACGGAGAAACGCCAAAGCGGCCAACAGCAGCAAUACGAGUUCCCGAAAAGACGAAGAUCCUUACCGCGUCAAACGAAAGCAUCCUUCGUCGAUCCUGUCAAAUCCAUUUCUACCACCGCUAGCACCACUGCCGUUGUACCCGCAUUCUUAUCCUGCUCCGUUGUGACUGGCAACGGCAAAGGCACAGUGUACGAGAAAAUGGAAUUUUAGGUAUUUGUGACAACAAGAGCUGAACCCUGUGGCGCAAUGAAUCGGCGAAUUUUCCAAUUUAUACCGUUUCACGCGUUGAUAAACUUAUCUUACUUUUAUGUUCCGGAAUUGUUCGCGGUUGCGUCGAUUGAAAUUUUACGUAGCGCGAGUUGUGUUUGUCCUUGUUAAUAAAACUAUCAUGCACGGUCGCACGGUU